Messenger RNA from Lodderomyces theae, 858 nucleotides. RefSeq names its product translation initiation factor eIF3 subunit j (gene HCR1). Gene Ontology annotation, molecular function: translation initiation factor activity. The record is from RefSeq and is a predicted model, not a curated record. Gene Ontology annotation, cellular component: eukaryotic translation initiation factor 3 complex; cytoplasm. The transcript has a single exon. NCBI's taxonomy places the organism in Eukaryota, Fungi, Ascomycota, Pichiomycetes, Serinales, Debaryomycetaceae. The coding region runs from base 1 to 858 and encodes 285 amino acids.
AUGGCCUGGGACGACGAGGAUUUCGAUAUUCCAUCAAAUAGCAAGACAUCUGCAUCUUGGGAAGAUGAAGAGGAUGAUGAUCCGCUUUUAGAGAGCUGGGAUGUGGAUCCAGAAGAGGAGGCAAAGAAGAAGAAGGCAGCCAAGGAAGCAGAGGCCAAGGCCAAAGCAGAACAAAAAGCCAAAGAAGAUGAAGCUAGGAAAAAGAAGGAGAAAAAAAGACAGGAAAUGGAGCAGUUUGAUAAUUUGGACGAGAGAAGCAAAAGGGAGCUUUUGAAGAAAGCUGAAUUGAGUGCCGAUUUGAACAAUGCCGCUGAUCUUUUUGGAGGGCUCGGCGUUGCUGGUGAUGGCGAUGGCGACGACGACGACUUCGAUAUCAAUGAACAUCCUAGAGAAAAAGCCAGAAGAGCAGAAGCGGCUGCUGCUGCUGCUGCUGCUUCGAGGAAACCAGUGUUGACUAAAGAUACUCCAUUGGAGGACCAUCCAUUGUUUCAACCUACAAACAAACAAGAAUAUGAAAAGUUGAGAAAAGCAGUGGGUACCGCGUUGACUACUUUGAACGAGGACAGUUCGCUUUUGUAUGCAUCGAGCUUGGCAAUUGACUUGAUUAGAGAUUUGACACAGCCAUUGUCAGUGGAAAAUACCAGGAAAGUUAUCAGUACAUUGAAUGUGAUAAUAAAGGAUAAAGAAAGACAGGAGAGGUUGGCUAGGUUGAAGAAGACUGGAGGAACUGCCAGUGGUGGUGCGGGAAAGAAGAAGGCCAAGCCAGCGGCCAGACCUAAUGUUGGAGGUUUCAAAAAGGAUGAUUUCGAUGACAUGGGUGGUGAUUUGGACGGCUUGGAUGACGAUGACUUUAUGUAG